CGAUCCCAGGAUCACUGAUGUGCUGCUAGAACAUGUCACAUGUGACAAAAACCUAACAUACUAACUGCAUUUGUCAUUUAAAAAUAUAUUUUUUUUAUAGAUUUGGCUGUUUUAAAGAGCUUUUGGAAUUUGAUUUGCAACUUUUGAUUCAUCCACAGUGCCCUGGACACAGUUAACGUUAUUUUGCAACAUUCUAGAUGUGCUAUAGAAGAGGUUUUGUGUUUCUUUUUUUCUAUGCAACCGGCCGGAGUUUUGAUUAAAUGAAUAGUUAUACGGGCUUUUUUCGUCAAACAACAAUUUAGUCACAGAGAGCUCUGCUUGUCCGUAUUGGCACGCAGACUCAGAGCUGCCUGACCCGGAGCAGAUGCGCAUCGGCCAUUUUGCUCGGAAGGGGGCCUCGGCUUCAACACGUGAGACUGAGGAGACUGACACAGGCUAGGACAUCUGACUACAACCGGGAUACUAUUCAUGUGUGAACCGACAGAGGCGUAGGAAGCAAGCACAAUGCCCACAAUCCCUCUACCGCCGAAGGAAAAUGCUCUCUUCAAGAGAAUAUUGAGAUGCUACGAGCACAAGCAGUACAGGAACGGCCUGAAGUUCUGCAAGCAGAUCCUGGGUAACCCCAAGUUUUCUGAGCAUGGAGAGACCCUGGCCAUGAAGGGUUUAACCCUCAACUGCCUGGGCAAGAAGGAGGAGGCCUAUGAGCUGGUUAGACGGGGCCUUCGCAACGAUCUCAAGAGCCACGUCUGCUGGCAUGUGUACGGCCUGCUGCAACGCUCCGACAAAAAGUACGACGAGGCAAUCAAAUGUUACCGCAACGCACUGAAGUGGGACAAGGACAACCUGCAGAUCCUGAGAGACCUCUCUCUGCUGCAGAUCCAGAUGAGAGACCUGGAGGGAUACAGGGAGACCCGGUACCAGCUGCUGCAGCUCCGUCCGGCCCAACGGGCCUCGUGGAUCGGAUACGCUGUAGCAUAUCACCUGCUGGAGGACUUUGAGAUGGCCGCCAAGAUUGUGGAGGAAUUCCGCAAAACGCAACAGACGUCUCCAGACAAGGUGGACUACGAGUACAGUGAACUGCUGCUGUAUCAGAACCAAGUUCUGAGGGAGGCCGGCCUGUACAAGGAGGCCCUUGAGCACCUCAACAACUACGAGAAACAGAUCUGCGACAAACUGGCCGUGGAGGAAACGAGAGGAGAGUUGCUGCUGGAGCUGGAGAGGCCCGAUGAGGCCUCAGAGGUCUACAGGAGACUCCAGGAAAGGAAUCCUGAGAACUGGGCCUACUACCAGGGCCUGGAAAAGGCCUUAAAACCAGGUAGUGUUGAGGACCGUCAGAAGAUCUAUGAGGACUCCUGGGUGAAGUUUCCUAAAGGCCUGGUUCUCCGAAGACUUCCGCUUAACUUCCUCACAGGGGAGAAGUUUUGUCAAUGUCUGGACAGCUACCUUAGGAUGAACUUCAGUAAAGGCUGCCCACCCGUCUUCACUACCCUCAAAUCCCUCUACAGCGACAAAGAUAAGGUUGCAAUCAUUGAAGAAUUGGUAGUUGGCUAUGAGACCUGUUUAAAAACCUUCCAAAUGUUCAGUAAAAAUGAUGAUGGGAAGGAGGAGCCUCCUACCACCCUGUUGUGGGUGCAGUACUUCCUAGCUCAGCACUUUGACUUCAUUGAGCAGCCCAGCCUCGCUCUGGAGUACAUCGACACGGCCAUUGACAGCACGCCCACGCUCAUCGAGCUCUUCCUCAUCAAGGCCAAGAUCUACAAGCACACAGGCAACAUCAAGGAGGCAGUUCGGUGGAUGGAUGAAGCUCAGGCUCUGGACACCGCCGACCGCUUCAUUAACUCCAAGUGCGCCAAGUAUAUGCUGAAGGCGGGCCUAGUCAAGGAAGCCGAGGAGAUGUGCUCCAAGUUCACACGGGAGGGGACUUCUGCAGUAGAGAACCUGAAUGAGAUGCAGUGCAUGUGGUUCCAGACAGAGUGCGCCUUGGCCUACAAGGCCAUGAACAAAUUUGGAGAGGCUCUGAAGAAGUGCCACGAGAUCGAGAGGCAUUUUGUGGAGAUCACAGAUGACCAGUUUGACUUCCACACCUACUGCAUGAGGAAGAUGACGUUGCGCUCCUACGUGGAUCUGCUGAAGCUAGAGGACGUGCUGAGGCAGCAUCCCUUCUACUAUAAAACCGCUCAGACCGCCAUCCAGAUCUACCUGGAGCUGCACGACAGGCCUCUGACUGCCGACAACAAGGAGAGCCAAGCGGAUGCAGAGAAUCUGACCGACAAGGAGCUAAAGAAGAUGCGUAACAAACAGCGAAGAGCUCAAAAGAAGGCCCAGUUAGAGGAGGAGAAGAAAAAGAACGCAGAGAAGGAGAAACAGCUGAGGAACCAGAAGAGGAAGAAAGAGGACGAUGAUGAGGAGAUAGGAGGCCCCAAAGAGGAGCUCAUACCAGACAGACUGGCUAAGGCAGAGAAUCCUCUGGAGGAAGCAGUGAAGUUCCUGAUUCCUCUGAAGAACCUUGUGCGUAACAAGAUCGAGACGCACCUCCUGGCCUUUGAGAUCUACUUCAGGAAAGAGAAGUACCUGUUGAUGCUUCAGUCGAUAAAGCGGGCGGUAACAAUAGAGCCCUCCAACCCAUGGCUGCACCAGUGUCUGGUGCGCUUCUUCAAAAGAGUGCAUGAGAGUGCAGACCUGCCAGAGUCAGUGAGGAAGGUGUUGAAGCAGGAGAUCUCCAGACUGUUUGGGGAGAGCAACCCUCAGAGCUUCAACAAGAACUACCUGAGUCAACACUCAAGCUCCAUCCCACACCGACUAGCUGCUGCUAAGAUGAUGGUCUACCUGGAACCUCUCUCUGAUAAGAUGGCCUGUGAGAUAGCCACGGCCCUGGAUGAGUCCCUGUCCGGAAGAAGCCUCCAGAUCUGCACUGAGGUGCUGGAGGCCCUGCAUGAUGGAAAGCUGGGUGAGGGCCAGGAGAAGGCUGCUGAAGCUUACCGGAUUGCCUGCCAUAAGAUGUACCCCUACAGCCUUGCUUUCAUGCCUCCCGGGUACCAGGACAACAAUACCACGAUCAGUGCCAACGGCGACCUGUCUGCAGGAGAGCACGACGACGUGGCAAACGAGAUGUGAGCCUGGAAGAGGGGUGAACAAAAGAGGUGCCAAAUUUCAAGCUGCGGCUCCUGUGAGUUGCACCCGCAUUGCACUGAUCUGGAUGGACGGAGCACCACAGAAGAGAAGAGAAAGGAGCUGUCACGUGGAGGAAGGCGACGCCCAUGGAACUUUUUGAUUUCCUAAAAAUGACCCUGUGUACAGUUGUUCUGCAACUAAACAAAAACAGUUAAAUAUGCAAUGGAGAGGCAAAAGAGGAUUCUGGGAAAUGUAGACAUGGAUGGCUGUUGUAAACACAGUCUAAGUUUUCUAUGACUGCAGUGUUUUCAUGCCAGGUGCUUCUUCUAGGGGCAUCUGCUUCUCACGUUUUUAAAAGUAAUUUAUAUAUUACAAACGGAUUAAUAAAACAAUGUUUCAAAUCAAGGCA
This is a messenger RNA of Pungitius pungitius (ninespine stickleback), 3520 nucleotides long. Its product is annotated as N-alpha-acetyltransferase 15, NatA auxiliary subunit-like. Gene Ontology annotation, cellular component: cytoplasm; NatA complex. The record is from RefSeq and is a predicted model, not a curated record. The transcript is spliced from 20 exons. NCBI's taxonomy places the organism in Eukaryota, Metazoa, Chordata, Actinopteri, Perciformes, Gasterosteidae. Gene Ontology annotation, molecular function: protein binding. The coding region runs from base 505 to 3114 and encodes 869 amino acids. Gene Ontology annotation, biological process: N-terminal peptidyl-methionine acetylation.